Penicillium roqueforti is the source of this 1032-nucleotide messenger RNA. RefSeq names its product D-2-hydroxyacid dehydrogenase family protein. Bases 1 to 1032 code for a protein of 343 amino acids. The record is from RefSeq and is a predicted model, not a curated record. The transcript has a single exon. Lineage: Eukaryota; Fungi; Ascomycota; Eurotiomycetes; Eurotiales; Aspergillaceae. Gene Ontology annotation, molecular function: NAD binding; oxidoreductase activity, acting on the CH-OH group of donors, NAD or NADP as acceptor.
AUGGCUCAUUUCAAGUUUGCAAUCCUUGACGAUUACCAGGGCAUUGCGCCUGCCUAUUUCACUCACCUCGAGUCGCGAGUUGACAUUUCCAGUUUUCCCGAAACCCUCGAUCCCCGCGAUCCUGCACAACACGAUGCCCUUGUCCAACGACUCCUUCCCUUCGAUAUCAUCUUGGCGAUGCGCGAGCGAACACCUUUUGCAGCCAAUACUAUUGCAGCGCUCCCAAAUUUGAAACUUCUUUUGACCACGGGUACUCGCAAUCUGGCGCUAGAUCUCGGGGCAUUUACACGUUCCAAUGUGGCUGUCGCAGGCACCGAGGGUCGCCCACCCGGUGUGAAUUCGACGGUUCAGCAUACAUGGGCUUUGAUCUUGGGACUAGCCCGAAAUAUAGCACGCGACGAUGCAGCCGUCAAACGCGGUGCAUGGCAAGGUUCCCUUGGGAUCAACUUGUCCGGGAAGACAUUAGGGCUGCUUGGGCUGGGAAAACUUGGGUCGCAAGUAGGAAAGAUUGGCGCUCUGGCUUUCGGCAUGAAGGUUCUCGCAUGGUCAACAAACCUGACACAGGAAAAGGCCGACGAGCAAGCGCACGCUCAGGGUCUGCCAGUGGGGACAUUUGCCGUCGCCGCGUCCAAAGAGGAAUUCUUCGCCCAGGCUGACAUCGUCAGUGUACACAGCGUACUAUCGGAUCGAAGUCGUGGAAUUGUUGGCGCAACUGAAAUAGCAAAUAUGCAACCAUCUGCAUUUAUCAUCAAUACUUCACGUGGGCCCUUGAUUGAGGAGCAGGCCCUCCUCGAGGCUCUGAAUGCGGGCCGCAUUCGUGGCGCCGCGUUAGAUGUCUUUGACCCGGAGCCAUUGCCUCUGGAUAGUCCAUGGCGUAAUACUCCCUGGGGCCAGGAUGGACGCAGUGAAGUUCUGCUUUCCCCCCACAUGGGAUACGGAGAGGAGGAGCUAUUGCGGGGGUGGUAUCGCGAAACAGCGGAGAAUUUAGAGCGGUGGUUGAAUGGACAGGAGCUACUGCGCAAGAUGAAUUGA